Diatraea saccharalis (sugarcane borer) is the source of this 1515-nucleotide messenger RNA. The record is from the annotation of a GenBank genome assembly. NCBI's taxonomy places the organism in Eukaryota, Metazoa, Arthropoda, Insecta, Lepidoptera, Crambidae.
UCAUUAAUUAUAAUCUAGUAUCAAAUUAAAGACCAAGAGAGAUAGUUCAUAUCUGUUAAUAUUUCAAUCUAUUUAUAUAUUAUAGUGUAAAUAUGUUAAACAGUUUGUGAUUAUUAUGUUAAUAAUAGAAGUCUGUAGUAACUAUGUGUGUUGACAACAUUGUUAGUUUACAUAUAUGCUACAUAUAGUGGAAUGAUAUCAAAACAGUCGCCUGUUAUCAACUUAUCAUUGUUUACAUUGACGUCAAACGUAUAAAAUAAGAUCUUGGGAAAUAGGUUUCUUAAAAGUAACUCAGUGAUCGAAUAGUUCUAUUCCGUGAGUGUAUAUUUGCAUUUAUAAUGAGUUCUGUAGUGCGGACAGUGUUGGGAGACAUCAGUCCAGAGGAGCUUGGUCGCACCUUGACCCAUGAACAUUUAUCUAUGGAAUUUGAGCACUUCUACCGAAAACCACCAUCAGAAAUAUCAGCCGUCGUCGAUUUCAGAGAAAUUACAUUAAAAACGGUGGGUUAUUUAAGACAAUACCCUUACAGUUCUAAAUAUAAUCUUGUUUUAAAUGAUGACAGUGCUCACAACGCCGUCUUAAACGAUGUUAUGAUGUAUAAACAAUAUGGAGGAGGCACAAUAGUUGAAAACUCCACUGAAGGCCUCGAGAGAGAUUUAAGCUUUUGCAGGCGUGUGUCGAAGAUUUCGGGAGUUCAUGUUGUAGCAGGAACUGGUUACUAUAUUGCUGAUACACAACCGGCUAAUCAUCUCCAUUAUAGCAAAGAGGAUAUGUAUAGUCAUAUGUAUAAAGAAUUAAUGGAAGGGUGUGAUAUAGACAAUGUCAAUAUUAAAACUGGUUUUAUGGGAGAAAUCGCCAGUGUUUGGCCUCUGAGGGACCUUGAAAUCAAAGCUAUUAAAGCAGCAGGAGAACUUCAAGAAACACUAAAGUGUGGAGUGAGUUUCCAUCCACACCGCGUUACCGAAGCCCCCUUUGAGAUCAUUCGGCUUUAUUUGGAAGCCGGUGGUGCAGCUGACAAAGCAGUCAUGUCCCAUCUUGAUCGUACUCUUAUGGAGGAUGAAAAACUCCUCGAAUUUUCUGAGCUUGGCACAUAUUGUCAAUUCGAUUUGUUUGGAGUUGAGGUUUCCUACUAUCAGCUUAACGUGGAGACUGACAUGCCUUCCGAUGCUCAAAGAAUUCAAAAGAUCAAACUUUUAGUCGAUGAAGGUAAAGAAGAUAAAAUUCUGAUGUCUCAUGACAUUCACACAAAACACAGAUUGAUCGAUUUUGGUGGCCAUGGUUAUUCGCACAUCAUCAAUAAUGUUUUACCAAAAAUGAAGUCUAAGGGUUUCUCUCGUGCAACGAUAGACAAAAUAACUAUUGCGAACCCUGCAAAAUGGCUGACUAUACCAUUAUAAAUAGAAAUGUAAUAUAACUAUAAAUAGAAAUAUAUUUGAAAUAUAUACAUUUUAAACGUCGAAUGAAGUAAGAUCAAAUAUAAUUUCAUUACUUUUUUAUUUUCUGACAGAGACUUUC